Messenger RNA from Megachile rotundata (alfalfa leafcutting bee), 3330 nucleotides. RefSeq names its product long-chain-fatty-acid--CoA ligase 1. Lineage: Eukaryota; Metazoa; Arthropoda; Insecta; Hymenoptera; Megachilidae. Gene Ontology annotation, cellular component: endoplasmic reticulum; membrane. Gene Ontology annotation, molecular function: long-chain fatty acid-CoA ligase activity. Gene Ontology annotation, biological process: fatty acid metabolic process. The record is from RefSeq and is a predicted model, not a curated record.
AUAAACUCUGCAAAAUAUAACUAAUCUAAAUAUGCAUUUGAAUCAUGAAGACGUUAUUGAAAUAUCUCCAAUACUAUUAUUUAUAUCGAAAAUAUUUAAAUUUCAACAAAUGAAGGUCAAGUUUCUUUCUUUAAAUAGAGUCGCAUAUUUUGGUACAAAAAAAUAGCAUUUGACUGUGUCCUAAAACCACUUAAUCAUUAGAGUAGUUUAAUUUUAGCUAGUGUUAAAAAUUUAGGGUUAUUGAUGUUGACUAAAGAUAUUGAAAUUUUAGGGGUGCAAAGAUUUAGGACGCUGAGAGUUCGGAUUAUCAAAAUUCUACGAAUAUAGAGAUCUUAUGACUUAAGGGUUUAGAAUAUAGGAGUUUAGGAUAUCAUAGUUCUAAGAAUAUAAUAAUUUAGAGGUCUAGGUACGUAGAAAGAUAUAUUUCAUAUCUCAUGUCCACCGAUUCAUAUCUCAAAUCUGACGUCUCACACGUUACGUCCCGUGUCUUAUGUCACAUGCCUCAUGUCUCUCACAUGUUUCGAGUCAAAUAGAGCCACUAAAACAACAACAUGAUAAAAGAUAUCCCCAUGUAAAAGCACCGCAAACCCGAGGACAACGAUCAUAAUUCACGCGUUUGGUUCGACGUCAAAGUCCGAAGUUGAUCGAUUUUUUUCGCGAUUGGCGAUCAUCCAACAAGUUCGGUGGCUGUCGAGGACGACGCUCGCUCCACCAGCGGUCCACUAUAUUUAAAUAUAGUCGAAGAUCAUCGUAGUGGAUGGACCAAGAGAGCUAGUCUUAUGUGCGAGCUACUGAUAGCAGCCGCUCCUCUCGGUGGAGCAGCAGCGGCAGUAGCCUUUCUGACAAGCGGACCGAUCCAAACGCGAGUACCAACCACGAGAAGAGUAGUCUCCGAAACGGGCUAACUGGCCCGUCUGUUUCCGUGCGAGCAGACACCGUCAUCCGGGGCAAAAUCUUCCGCUGAAGGAUCAUCGUCGGCCGUAGCGUCCGCGUACGGUCCGAGAUAUGACGUCGACUUGUUUCUCACCCGAACCGAUUCGACCACCGAUCGACCUCACCGAUCAAUCCGACACAGUCAAGGGUACCGACCUGAUCCGAGUGUCGAGGUUUUUCAAGGACAGCAAGGAGGGGAAGUUCGUCAGCUACGUGCACGAGGACACCAGGACCCUGUACGACGGUUUCCGCAAAGGAGCCAAGGAGUCCAACAACGGCCCCUGUCUCGGUUGGCGCGAUGGCCCCACAAAACCCUACCAGUGGCUCCACUACAACGAGGCCCUACUCAGGGCGAAGAAUUUCGGCUCCGGUUUGGUCACACUAGGCUUGACACCAGGUUCGCACACCUUCGUGGGUCUCUAUAGUCAAAACUGCCCUGAAUGGAUCCUAACGGAGCAGGCCUGUUACACGUACUCCCUCGUGGUGGUACCUCUUUACGACACAUUGGGACCCGAUGCCUGCGCCUUCAUCAUCAACCAGGCUGAGAUAAAUUUGGUCGUCUGCGAAAAUGAUAAGAAGUGUAAUUUGCUUCUUGAUAAGGCACCCAGGUGUCUAAGAAAAAUGGUAGUAAUAAAAGAAACACGACAGACAACAACUCAAAGGGCGAAGAACCGCGGCGUCGAGUUGCUGAAGUUCGAGGACGUGGAGCGUCUCGGUGCCCAAAAGAAUCAUCCGGAAGCGCCGCCAAAGGUGAACGACCUAUGCACGAUAUGCUACACUUCCGGCACCACCGGUAACCCCAAGGGUGUGAUGCUGACGCACCAGAACGUGAUAGCAGCCAUUUCCGCGGUGCUGCUGCAGUUAGGGGAGCACAGGCCCUCGUACAAGGACACGAUGAUCAGCUUCUUACCUCUGGCACACAUGUUGGAACGAUGCUGCGAGAACGGCAUGUACAUGGUGGGCGGAUCCGUAGGCUUCUACAGCGGUGACAUCAAAAGGUUGCCUGAAGAUAUGAAAGCCUUGAGGCCUACAGUCAUGCCAGCGGUACCUAGGCUCUUGAAUCGGAUGUACGACAAGAUCCAAACCGAACUUCAAAAUUCCUGUUUCAAGAGGCUGAUAUUCAGCAUGGGUAUGCACGCGAAAGAGGCCCAGAUCAAAAAGGGUAUCAUCAGAAAUAAUAGCCUGUGGGAUAAAUUAGUGUUUGCAAAGAUCAAGGAAUCGACAGGAGGAAGGUUGAGACUGAUGAUGGUGGGUUCAGCUCCGUUGGCGGGAAAAGUGCUCACGUUUGCCAGGUGUGCUCUUGGAUGCUUGAUCGUCGAGGGAUACGGGCAGACAGAGUGUUGUGCACCGAUUACGCUUACUGUUCAGGGUGAUCAUGUGCCGGAACAUGUGGGACCGCCGGUCCCUUGUUGCUGUAUUAAAUUGGUAGAUGUUCCAGAAAUGGAAUAUUACGUCCACAAAAAUCAGGGUGAAGUGUGUAUUAAGGGUACUAAUGUGUUCGUGGGAUACUUCAAAGAUCCUGAAAAGACUGCUGAAGUUAUUGAUGAAUUCGGUUGGCAUCACACUGGAGACAUCGGCAUGUGGUUACCUAAUGGAACCCUCAAAAUAAUCGACCGAAAAAAGCACACGUUCAAGCUAUCACAAGGAGAGUACAUAGUUCCAGAGAAAAUCGAGGCAAUUUAUUUGCGAAGUCAAUACGUGUAUCAAGUAUUCGUUCACGGGGAGUCACUAAAGUCUUGCGUCGUAGGAAUAGUUAUUCCAGAUGUUGAUGUUGUAAAAUGUUGGGCAGUGGAGAACGGUAUACCCGGUACGCUAAGUGUGUUAUGCGCUAAUCCGCAAGUCAAACAGUUGAUCUUGGAUGAUAUGCUUGCUUGGGGAAAGGAAGCUGGUCUGAAAUCCUUCGAACAGGUGAAAGAUAUUUAUUUACAUCCUGAUCCAUUCUCCGUGCAAAACGGUCUUCUUACGCCACAAUUGAAAACAAGACGACCUCAAUUGAAGGAGUACUUCAAACCACAGAUAGAGGACCUCUAUCGACAUUUGGCCUGAUCAGACUAAAAGCAUUGAUUUUGAUCUUGUUUUCAUUAGCAAUAGAAACAACACGAAGAACCGAGAUGCGUUUCUGUCACAUUCACAGGAAUCACUUCCUUCGAAUCAUCGAAUACUCGUAAUCCGCGAUACUUUUAUUAUUAUAUCAUUUUCACGAUUACAUAGCAACGCAAGAUAAGGAAAGCACCGUUUAGGCUAUUAAGGUAAUUGAUAACAUUAUAAUAAAAUGAAUUCUUAUUAGGCGCGUCUGACUUUCUCUUCAGUAAUCAUCCUUCGACACUUGUAUUUACAGUCUUCUUCGCCCCCCUCGUCCUUGUAUUUUGAUACAGAUUAUCGUUCUUAUACGAUUAA